CAUGGGCCCGCCGCCGCCGCCGCUGGAAAAUCCAGAAAGAACCUUUGACUUGGUAUUGAAAGUGAAAUGUCAUGCCUCUGAAAAUGAAGAUCCGGUGGUGUUGUGGAAAUUCCCAGAGGACUUUGGCGACCAGGAAGUACUACAGAGCGUGCCCAAGUUCUGUUUCCCCUUUGACAUUGAAAGAGUAUCUCAAAAUCAAGUCGGACAGCAUUUUACGUUUGUACUGACAGACAUUGAAAGCAAACAGAGAUUCGGAUUCUGCAGACUCACAUCAGGAGGCAGAAUUUGCUUGUGCAUCCUUAGUUACCUGCCAUGGUUUGAAGUAUAUUACAAGCUUCUAAAUACUCUGGCAGAUUACUUGGCUAAGGAACUGGAAAAUGAUUUGAAUGAGACUCUCAAAUCACUCUAUAGCCACCCAGUACCAAAGGCAAACACUCCUGUCAGUUUGAGUGUGAACCAAGAGAUAUUUAUUGCCAGUGAGCAAGUUCUGAAAGAUCAGCCCUUCCUAGUACCGCAUUCCUACUUCAUUGCCCCAGAUGUAACUGGACUCCCAACGAUUCCUGAGAGUAGAAAUCUUACAGAAUAUUUUGUUGCCGUGGAUGUGAAUAAUAUGCUGCAACUGUAUGCCAGCAUGUUGCAUGAGAGGCGCAUCAUUAUUACCUCUAGCAAAUUAAGCACUUUAACUGCCUGUCUCCAUGGAUCAGUUGCUCUGCUGUACCCAAUGUACUGGCAACACAUAUACAUCCCAGUGCUUCCUCCGCACCUGCUGGACUACUGCUGUGCUCCAAUGCCAUACCUGAUUGGAAUACACUCCAGCCUCAUAGAGAGAGUGAAAAAUAAAUCAUUGGAGGAUGUGGUUAUGCUAAAUGUUGACACAAACACUUUAGAAUCACCGUUUAAUGACUUGAACAGCCUACCGAGUGAUGUGGUCUCGGCCCUGAAAAAUAAACUGAAGAAGCAGUCUACAGCUACGGGUGAUGGAGUAGCUAGGGCCUUUCUUAGGGCACAGGCUGCUUUGUUUGGAUCCUACAGAGAUGCACUGAGAUACAAACCUGGUGAGCCGAUCACUUUCUGUGAGGAGAGUUUUGUAAAGCACCGCUCAAGUCUGAUGAAACAGUUCUUGGAAACUGCAGUUAACCUCCAACUUUUCAAGCAGUUUAUUGAUGGUCGCCUGGCAAAACUAAAUGCAGGAAGGGGUUUCUCUGAUGUAUUUGAAGAGGAAAUCACUUCGGGUGGCUUUUGUGGAGGGAACCCAAGGUCAUAUCAACAAUGGGUGCAUACAGUCAAGAAAGGAGGUGCACUAUUUAACACAGCAAUGACCAAAGCAACUCCAGCUGUACGGACAGCAUAUAAAUUUGCAAAAAAUCAUGCAAAGCAGGGAAUAAAGGAAGUGAAGAGUAAGCUGAAACACAAGGAAAAUGAAGAUUAUGGGGCCUGUUCUGGUUCUGUACAGUAUACACCAGUUUACACAUUACACAAUGAAAAGGGAGGAAGUAUAGAAAAGCGUAAGCUUGCCCAAGCACGCUUAAAAAGACCUCUUAAGAGCCUUGAUGGUGCUCUGUAUGAUGACGACUAUGACGAGAGAGCAAGCAAGUUGUCCUCUGAAGAUGGAGAAGAAGCUUCUGCUUAUUUUUAUGAAAGCGAUGACUCCAUUGAAGCAAGAGUAAAGACUCCAUACGCAGGCGAAAUGGACCUACUUGGAGAAAUCUUAGACACACUGAGCACACACAGCUCAGACCAAGGAAAGCUGGCAGCAGCUAAGAGCUUGGAUUUCUUCAGAUCAAUGGAUGAUAUCGAUUACAAACCUACGAAUACAUCCAAUGCACCUAGUGAGAAUAAUCUGGCCCUACUUUGCAGUGGUUCUGGUGAUCAAGCAGAGUGGCAUCUCGGACAAGAUGAUAGUGCCCUCCACGGCAGACACCUCCCUCCCUCUCCCCGGAAGCGGGUUUCCUCUAGUGGUUUGACAGAUUCUCUGUUUAUCCUGAAAGAGGAAAACAAUGAAAAAUACCUCAGUGUCAACAAUGUGAGGGGGCCUGUGGUCAUGGAAAAGCCAGUUUCGACUUCAGGAUUGGAUCUCCAGCUAACUUCGCCUGAAGUUUCCAAAAAUGAAAAAGCUAAAACAGAAAAGAAAGAAACACUAAGCCAGAUUUCAGACGAUCUGCUUACACCCAGCCUUGGGCGACGUCCAUCUACUUUUGUUCCUUGGGAGAAAGAAGGGAGAGAAGCCCAAGAGACUUCAGAAGAUGCUGGACUGCUUCAUGAAGUAGUGUCAUUAUGUCAUAUAACAUCUGCCUUCCAGCAAGACUUAAACAUUCCAGAAGAAAACGCAAGUGGAAACCAAGCUUAAAUCAACAAUUAGGAGCCAUUCACUUGCAUCCAGGCUUCUAUGGAGACAUUUUAGGAUUCCUUGUAAUCUCUAUAGUAAACAGAAUUAUUUGUAGGAAUGACAAUUCUUAGUACUGUCCAAAAAUUAUUUUUCAUUUGGAACAUACAUUUUCCCCACUCAUUCAUCUCGUGAGUAUAUGUUAUCAAUUGAUUUUUAAAUGUAAAGCUGAUUCUUCUACUGUGCUCCUUAAUCAGGUACUAGUUUGUAUGUAUAUUGGAAGUAUAUGUCAAAUGUCUGAUUUCCCAGUAUUUGGUGCUUAAUGCCAUUCGUUUUAUUUAAACUAAUAUGCAUAUAUAACCCUUGCACAUAACCAGUAGCUACUAUACUAAUCUGGUUGAGCAUGAACUGAUCAGGAUAUCAAAACUUAUCAAAACUAGCCUGAAACUGCUGAAACUAUUGACCCACUAACUGCCUUAAUCCUAAGCCUAUAUUUAGCAUAUUUUAAUAAUUUAUGGACUUACCUGUAAAUUUUGAAGGAUAAGUUAUAAGUGUUCUGCAGAGCAAUAAUGCCUUUUUCUAUUUGUUGAAUCGAGGACAAAAUUCAUUUUUCAAAGUUAAAAAAGCUCUCUUGUGGACACUGGCAGCCAUGUUUUCCAAAAUGUAUAAAGGUACACAUUUACCUUUCACUCAGUGAAAUAUAUGAAGUGCUGAAUUACAAUGUGAAAUUAAUGACUUCUGUUUACAAAUGAGACACUUUAAAAUUUUUUUCAGUCUCUCUAUAUGCCUUUGCUAUCUAGGAAUCCAGCCCCAGAAAGCCAAAUGCAUCACGUACUGUCCUGAUAAAGAAAUGUUCCUGUCUUUUUUUUUUCUUAACUAAUAAUUCAUUUUUUAUCAUCUCAAAUUUACUUUUUUAAAAUAAUUGACUUUAUAUUUUAGAAGUUUUAGUCUACAGAAAAAUUAUGAAGAAAGUACAGAGAGUUCCUGUUAUGUCCCUGCACAGUUUCCCCUGUGAUUAAUAUCAUACAUUGGUAUGGUACAUUUGCCACAAUUAGUGAACCAAUAUUGAUAGUCCAUGCUUUAUUCAGAUUUCCUUAGUUUUUCCCCUAAUGUCUUUUUUCUGUUCCAGAAUCCCAUUCAAGAUACCACAUUACAUUUGGUUGUCAUGUGUCUUUAGAUCUCUCUUGGCUGUAAUAUUUUCUUAGACUUUUCCUUGUUUCUGAUGACCUUGACAGGUUUGAAGAUUACUGAUCUGCUGGUUGAAUACUAUAGAAUGUCCCUCUGUUAGAAUUUGUCUGCUAUUUUUCUCACAAUUACACUGUGAUUUUGGGUUUGGGGGAGGAAGAUUACAGAAGUAAAAUGUCAUUUUCAUUACAUCAUACCUAAGGUACAUAAUGUCAGGAUGAUUUGUGAGUGUUAAUGUUGACUUUGAUAACCUAGCUGAGGUGAUGUUUGUCAGGUUUUCCCACUAUACUCUUUUCCCUCCCUUUCUAUGCCGUAGUCUUUGGAAGGAAGUCACUGUGUACAGACCACACCUAAGGAGUAGGGCUUUAUGCUUCCUCUUACUUAGGAUGGAGUAUCUACAUAAAUUAUUUAGAAUUCUUCUGCGUAGGAGAUUUGUCUGUUCUCCCUCAUAUUCACUGUUAAACAUUGAAAUUCAUCUCAGAUGGCACCAUGCAUUGACUGCUUCAUGAUAGGCUAGAUUGACAGAAAAAAAUCAGGAAAAAAACCAGUGGUGUUAUGGUUAAUUUGGUAUUUGCAUAUUCAAUGUAUACUCUGUACAUCCCCAAUCAUUAUUUUUUUAAACUGUCAUUUUAGAAAAGGUGUUUGAAAAACCAUUCAAGAACCCCAUCAGGACUGUACCCUAAAAUAUUUACUGAAAGAAUUUAGUUUUUAGUUUAAAAAAAUCCUAGAAGGGGAUUUGUUAAAAACAUUGCUUAAAAAUAUUUAUCCAGGUCAGUCUUUAAAGAAUUUAAAGAAAAUGACCAAGUUUUUUUCUUUUCUAAGCUACAUUCCAAAAUCUAAAUAGAUAUUUUUUUAUUGGGGACAAUUAUUCAUUCAUGUUUGUAAAGGAAGACAAAUCUUGUUUUUCUUAUAAGAAGGGAGUCUGUAUAUAUUAAGGAAAAAAGUGUUUAAUCCUUAUUUUAUUAACACAAAAGUAAGACUCAUGGUUCUUGUCAAAUUUUGCCUUUAUAUACUCAUUACAAAAUUCCAUUUCACUUUGUCGAAACAUGUAAUAAAAGAAGUAGAUUUAUCAGAAGAGCUGUUUUAAAUGAGAAGGGGAAAAAAGAUGACUCUGGUUGUUAAUCUGCUUGGGAAAUAUUUCUUCAUAAAUUUUUAAAAGAAAAAGUCUUUUAAUAUGACUAUUGGAAUGAGGCGUGUUUUCCUUCAGAAUUCAUAGUCUGAAGAAUGAGAUAAUUGUGAGUGUAGCGUAGGUGGAAUUGGAGUUUUAGUCCCUUUGCUUAAUAAACAUCAUGGCCUCAGAAGUGUAGGCUCUUCUGUCAUCCGGUCACCUCAUGAAAUGUUUGACUACAAGACUGUGUUGCUGUGAGGACAUUUAGCCUCUCACAAGUACAUUUGCGUCAAGGUAUUCUGAACUGGAUUUGUGCCUUAUUUUAACAUGCAAAAUCGGCUUUUAUAUUCUGUUAAAAAACAAAAGCAAAAAACAAAAGCUCUACAUAUUAUUCUUGGAAAAAAUCCCGAAGACUAGUAUCCAAGAGACUGCUAAUCCAAAAGUAUUAGUAUUUCAAAUCAUUAAUAUUUUGAGUAUUCAAAGUCUGCUCUUAAACUAGACUUCCCAGUAUUAUGGUGGAUAUAGGGAGAAUAAGGUGAAAUUAAGGUGAAUUCUGAAACAAACAAAAGUAUUAUUUUCUCCUAUGUUCAUAUUUUCUAUUACAACUAAAUGAAAUACUUGUAAACUCCUCUGCUGUUUGAAUUUGUUUCUCAAAGAAGCUAUACUUGUUCUACCACAGAGUUGUAUAAAUCAGUCUUUGGCUUUCCUGCAUAGUCUUUUAUGUGGCCUCUAAACCGUCAUGAUUCUCCCUGAAUCCCACUCUAGCUUUUAUCCUUUUUGUGCUUAAAUAUCGCAUCCGUGAUAUUUCAGGCAGGGAUAGAAGAGUCAUGUGUGAAUUUAGGAGCUAUUGUUUUGUUAAGCCAGCGUGUUGUUAAGUGGUUAAUUUUGAUGGUUACCUACUUCAGCAUAUUUUAGGAAGGCACCAAAACAUAUAGCAGGAUGAUUUUUCUGUUAAUAACUCAUCCACUUAGGAAAUAUUUAUUGACUCUUUGUACUGGUCGUAUGCAAGGUACAGUAACUGGGGAUAUAAGGAAAUAAAAUAAUUAACAUAGUCCCUGCUCUGAAGGAACCAAUUAAAAGGAAAAGAAAUGACAAAUCUCUGUUAAUAAUAAUAGUAACGAUAUAUUUUGUUUAGAAGUUAUUGGCCCAAGAUUCUAACACCAAAAAUAAAUAAAUAAAUAAAUCCUUUUAAAGCUGCUUAAUCUAAAACAUGCUCUAAGUAUAGAACCAUGGUACCAUUUCUAAUUUCAUUAACUUUAUUAUUUUAACGAAGUAUAAUAAUGCUGCUAUUUUAAGAUACCUACUUUUAAAGGACAGACUUAGAAGCUCUUAGAAACUAAGUGUCCUUGUUUCUCUGAUUCUCUGUCCCCACUAUGCUCAAUCUUUGACCAGGCAGCACAGGGCUCUAUAAUGGAAUGUGGCUCCUUUGCAAUACUUAGGCCACAUUACUUACUUUAGGAUUAACUGGGAGUGUAGGUGCAUGUUGAUGGAAGGGAGUUUUUACGUUCUUUAUAAUAGCAUUCUCUAGAAAGCAGCUUCUGCCGUCCCCGCCUCUUAAAUUAAAACAGUGCUAUUAUCAGGAUUCUGUGCUAAAUAUUCUAAUCGUAGGAUUCAGGAAUGUUCAUGAAUUAGUUGUUUCUUAAAUAACGUGAAGAAGUAGUCUCCUGAUCAAGAGGAGAAAACUGUGAAUAUUCUCAUAAUCAGCAGAUCUUCCUUCUCAUCUAGAAAAUCUGGAUUUUCAGGAAAAGAUUAUUUUCACAAAUAAAUUUUCUAAUGCAAAUUCCAUUUUUGUUUAGCAUAGAAGACCCUGACUCUGGGUAGUUAUUUGUAAGUCAGAACACAAAUUUCAGGAAGUAAAGUGAAUACCCAAAUCUAAUUCCCCAAGCGCUUCUAAGUGUAAGGAAAUAACUUUUACAGAGUCUGUGUCAGUCACAUCUUUCCUGUGUCGAGCCCAGUACUUUGAUAGUGUCUGUUUCUUAAAGCUUACUGAAGAGGCAGAAUUGUUUUGAGCAAACUGGUUAACAUUUUUAUUUUGGUGAAGAUAUAGGGAAUUAUGUGUAUUUAGAAAGAAGCAUAUUUUGUUUUGAAAAAUAAUAGGAUUUUGUGCAAUAUUUUUCCUGCAUAAUUUAGUUCAUAUAAAUAUGCACAUCUGCUUUUCUAGCAGAUGACUUAAGGUCAUGUUUUUCAGUAUUUGUGUAAAGCUGUAUGUAGCAAUGUUCUAUGUGAUCUUAGAAAAAAUUCUUUAUGUUGUUGGCAGGCGAAAUGUUUUUGUUUAUUUAAAAUAAUUAUGGAUAUUGCAUUAUUGUAUCAUAACUAACUGCCUCAGCGACAAUAAAUAUGCAAUAAGAAAAUCCUGAACCUUAGGUUAGUAUUGACAAUACUAUUACUUUAAGAGAAAUGUGUAUCGUGCAAAAUGCUGAUUCUACGUGUGCACACUUAACAAAUAUUCAGUUCUGUACCACAUAAAUCUAAUGGCAUUUGUAUGGUGAUGACCAUGUAUGUCGAUUGUAAUAUGCUUUGUGAUGAAUCUUUGGUAAGAUUUAUAAAGGGCAUUGCCAAUACUUCUUGACUGUCUAUAAAUUAAGUUAAUUUUUGUAUAAUGUACAGUUUGUUUAACCUUAGAGCUUCUAUAGAUUUCUACUUUUAUUAUACUUGAAUGAGGCAGAAAAGCACUGUGGAAAAUCUGUAGCUCUCGAUGCGAUAUGCAGACAUACCAAAAAAUUAAACAUGGUACUGAGCAGCAAUGUCAACUGGAUGCUUUAUAUCCAGAAAGCUGUGUUUUCUUCCAACCACACUUUAGUUAGGUAAUUUAAAAUACACGGUCUUUUAUCUUAAAAGGUUGCAAAGUCAGAAAUGAUUACCUCUUUGAUGUGAGAAACCUCUAGGUCUCUUUUGUCUCCGUGUUAUUUCACUUCCCAGAUGAGAGCCUUAAUGAGGUACCUUAACAAAUCCACCCUCUGGUUGGUUAUGUGAUGUGUAGGACAGGACCGGACUUGAACUCUGUGCGUGCUGAAUGCACCGCAAGUGUCCGGUCACCAUCCUUCAGGCAGUGUAACUUCCACGUGGUUAUUUUGAGAACCAUUCAGUGGUCCUAUACCAAAAACAAGAUUUCUUGAAUCUGUUAUGAUUUAGUACUUACAGCAAUGCCUAAAACAGCAAACAUGAAGUCUGCAAUUUAAUAUGCAUAAAGUCUUUUUUAUAUAAAAGGUACGUGAGAGGUUAAGAUGGAACUUUCCCAAAGCUUAUUUCUUUUGCUUUAAAUGAAUAACUGUUUAAAAGGACUGAAAGUCUUGAGCUUUUUGCCAGACCUGGUGACAGAUAUCUGUAAGAACCUACCCAGCAUUGAGAUUUGUUUCACUGUUCUUGCAUCCUUGAGGCUACAGCAUAAAUCAUCUCUAAAGUUGACUACUAUUGGGAGGACAUUGUGCAGAAAAGUAUUGUUUGGGGAAUUUUUUGAAAAAUAUGCAAACCUAAAUCUUGGAUGAACUACAUACUACCAUAAAGUGCCCAACAAUGCAGUUAUGAAAUAAAAUUGGUCGUAAUUACAA
Ailuropoda melanoleuca (giant panda) is the source of this 8164-nucleotide messenger RNA. It is a transcript of the gene DENND1B, whose product is annotated as DENN domain containing 1B. The record is from RefSeq and is a predicted model, not a curated record. Bases 2 to 2347 code for a protein of 781 amino acids. The transcript is spliced from 23 exons. Gene Ontology annotation, molecular function: phosphatidylinositol phosphate binding; guanyl-nucleotide exchange factor activity. Gene Ontology annotation, biological process: endocytosis; endocytic recycling; T cell receptor signaling pathway. Gene Ontology annotation, cellular component: intracellular membrane-bounded organelle; nuclear speck; cytosol. NCBI's taxonomy places the organism in Eukaryota, Metazoa, Chordata, Mammalia, Carnivora, Ursidae.